Molecule: messenger RNA, 651 nt
Organism: Candidula unifasciata
Lineage: Eukaryota; Metazoa; Mollusca; Gastropoda; Stylommatophora; Geomitridae
Source: the annotation of a GenBank genome assembly
AUGCAGUGCUACACCCGAGCUCACCGAUACCCAAGAACAACAUCCAUGUAUGAUUACCGAGCGCCGCCAUUGAGCGCCUACAAAAAGCGGCAAUUCUUUCGACCGGAACCAGACAAGAUUGGCAGGCCUUGGUGCCCUGACGGGGUCAAGAUGCCGGCCCCAUGGGAGCACAUUAAGCGAAUCCAGUAUAACCCGGUUAACGAGCUGCACCGAGAGAAGCACAUGGACGAGAUGAUACCAUUCAUGAAUAAAACUAAUUGGACCUGUGGCCAAGACAUGCAGAAUUUUGGCAGCAGAAAGACCAAAGUGGCAGAUUCGAAGAAAUAUUCUUUGCAGAGUAGCUACCGCGCCCACUAUCCUGGUUACUGGCUAGGGAUCGAACCCAGGAGAAACCCUGGCCGUUUUGCGAGACCCGGAAUAGUGCCUGAACUGCUCAGUGUUCGUCCAUACGUAAAACCUGAAUGCCAUCCUCUGAUUGUGAAGCCCAACGUUCCUUGGGAGCUACCUGUGGAUGACCCGAAUGUAUCGUGUGGACGUGUGACUGUACCUCAUUAUAUCCUCGAGCCUUACCCGGGACCACAGGUGCCAGUUCAUCUUCGCAAGGAACCGCCCAAGGUCGAAACUGUUGAUAGAAUGGGACUUGUUGAAUAG